This is a messenger RNA of Oncorhynchus keta (chum salmon), 6692 nucleotides long. RefSeq names its product probable G-protein coupled receptor 101. Gene Ontology annotation, cellular component: membrane. NCBI's taxonomy places the organism in Eukaryota, Metazoa, Chordata, Actinopteri, Salmoniformes, Salmonidae. Bases 598 to 1941 code for a protein of 447 amino acids. Gene Ontology annotation, biological process: G protein-coupled receptor signaling pathway. The record is from RefSeq and is a predicted model, not a curated record. The transcript has 2 exons. Gene Ontology annotation, molecular function: G protein-coupled receptor activity.
AGUUAACCAUGCGGGGGUUAACCAAAAAUCCUUUGCAUUUUGCACAAAGAGAAAAUGGGGCUAAUGUAGCUGAUUACAGAUGAGCAGCUAUCAGUCUCACAAGGCAGGUGUCGUUGUUUUAUGACAAGCUCGAAUCGACUGUGUAUAGGGCUAACCCACUAUCAAUGGGUAAGCGCAGUAUUUCUAGUCCGUUGGGUUUGAUCUGUCAUGAAAAUGAACAGUAAAGAGCAGUGGAGGUUAUAUUCUUGUGAAAAUAAGAUGCCCCCGCUGAGUGAGUGAUGACAAGCCGUGGGGAGGCGGCUGACAUUGACGAUAUAGCAGUGACUGAUUAAAAUGGGAGCGCGGCGAAGCAAUGACAAUCGAACCGUAUCAAUGGGGGAACCAGCGAUCUGGUGCUGAGGAGAACGGAGCAUCAUCACCGACCAAAACACCAGCCUUCAGCAUCUCAACAGAAUCCGCCACAUAACAAAGAUGGCCAUUUCAAGAUGGAAAUGCGACUGACAGAUAAGAAGGACCUGUGAGACGUCGGGUGGAAACUGGGGACCCUGUCGGAGCUACAGCCACACAUGCUGUCUCCCUCACCCCACCAGCCUCAGCAUGCCCACUUCCGAGGCGCCCAGUGUGGGCAGUAACUCCAGCACCGUGCCCUGGGACCCUGGUUCCUCUGGUCCUCCUGGCCCCACAGAUUGGCCGUCGGUGGCCAACAGCGUAGUGAAGAUGGUGCUGAUCUCAGCCAUCGUGUGUGUGUCUCUGUUUGGUAACGUGGUGGUGUUGUUGGUGUUCCAGAGGAAGCCUCAGCUUCUCCACGUGGCCAACCGCUUCGUGCUCAACCUCCUCCUGGCAGACCUGCUCCAGACCGUGCUGGUCAUGCCCUUCGCCAUCGCUGCCACUAUGCCCGGCGUGUGGCCCCUGGACGCCCGCCUCUGCCAGGCCCUGGUGGUGCUUAUGCACCUGUUUGCUUUUGCCGGGGUCAACACCAUCAUCGUGGUGUCAGUGGACCGUUACCUGGCUAUCAUCCACCCACUGUCCUACCCCACCCGUAUGACCCCUCAUCUGGGCACCAACCUCAUUGCAUGCACCUGGGUGCUCAGCCUGCUCCAGAGCACACCACCCCUCUACGGCUGGGGGGCCAUAGACUUUGACCGCAGGCAUAACGUGUGUUCUGUGGUGUGGUCCUCUAGCCUGUCCUACUCAGCCCUGGUUGCCACGUUCUCCUUCUGGCUGCCUGUGCUCAUCAUGCUGGGCUGUUACUGGAUGGUGUUCAGGGCAGCAAGGAGGCAGAACGCCCUGGUGCACCCCAUCCAGACCCACUCUAAGUCCCAGCCUAACCAGCCUCCGGACCCCCAGGCCCCCUGCAUCGGCAGCCCUCAGCGCCUGCCCCAACAGCCACCCCCACCCUUGGACUCCUUCUCGGCCGGAGGGUACCCCAUCCGGGGCAGGCACAGACGUUUCCACUACCACUGCAAGGCAGCACGGGUGGUGUUUGUCAUCAUGGCAUCGUACAUCCUGAGCAUGGGACCUUACAGUGUUCUCAACACAAUGUCCAUUCACUCCAGUGCUGCUGUGCCUCCAUGGCUAGCCUCCCUAGCCCUGGUGCUCUUCUUCUUGCAGUGCUGCCUCCACCCCUACAUCUACGGCUACAUGCACCGCAGUGUGAGGAAGGAGUUCCUGGCCCUACUGUGUGGUCCGCUCUGCAGGCAGGGCCUUCUCUGCCACACCUCUGCACAGGACAGCUGCUUCACCGUGACCGAUGGACGAUACACGCAGCCCCAUCUGCCCAGCCUGGCUGCCCGCGUCUGCCCCCUCCGCACCUGGGAGGAGGGCACCACCACGGAGGCUACCUCCUCCACCAUGGAUAGGAGGUCCAGGGACAGCCGCAAAGACACCACCUCCACCAGCCUGAGCUCUGAGAGAGAGCUCACCGUCCACACCACCACGUAGAAACAGCCUGGGAGAUGGGUUGAACUGUUUUUCGUGUGGCAGUUUUCCCCUCCAGUGAAGACAUGGUUAUUCAGCAUGGCUAAACUUGAGCAGAUUUGCCUUCUGGUCUACAGGGUUUUCCAUUCAAUAGCUAUGUUUCCAUGAACUUGUCCACAAUUGUUUUGUUGACUUUUAGAAAGUUCGCAUAGAUGAUAGAUUCGACAAUUACCUGCUACAGUGAGUUUCCAUUUAAAACAAACUUAUGUCGAUAAAAACAGCUGUACGCAAUGACGUCACAACUAAUUAAACACGUUUUCGGAAAAACCUAUAGUGUCGAAUAAAAAUUAAGUGGUUGAAGUGUUUCCAUGACCCGUUUAGGCAAAUUGCGCAUUAAUAAAUUGUCGACAGCCUAGAAUAAUUGUGUGGUGAAACUUGCAUCUAGCCAACCAGAAAAUCUAUGUGAAGCAAUUCAGCCAUUCUUGAAAGUCAGGACAAGGAUCCUGCAAAGAAACAUAAUUUUUUAUAGUUAAAACAUUGAUUUAGCAGGCUGUAGGCAUUUAUAAUUCACAUGUGGAGUGGCGCUUCAUAGUACGUGUUGAAAUCACGUGCCCUUGCGUACCUUCAAAAGUAUUUGGCAAUACAUUUUUCAGAAAAACACAGUUUCUAUCAUCAUUUGUUGCAAUAAAGAAAGUUUGACAAAAGAAAACCCCACCCCUGUUGAAUGGAUAAAAAUGUUGUCGAUCUGAAGAAAAUAUUUGCCGUUUCCAUUACACAUCACAAUGAGACCUGUCCUGCAGUGUUUUCCGUGAAAAGCCAUUGUUAGUUCUCCUAUUGUUCAUUUAUGGUUGAUACGUAAUUUUGAGUGUUUUCUACUCUCAGAGAAAAAUCUCUGUCAAACGUCCACGAAACAGAUCAUAUCAAAUUGAAAGAACAUGCCGCAAAUGUAUUUGACUGUUCUAACCGUUGUUACAGAACACAAACUCCUCAUGGUGACAGCUUAUUAUGUUUGUCUCCUGUGAGGAGUAUUACUACUCACCCUGCCUGUAGUGCAAUAAUGUUGUAACUGUACUGUAUAAUAUAACACAUGAUGUCAAGGAAGAGAUGGCUGAGAGGGACCAAAAUGACCGGUCAUUCAUGUAAUUCAUGAAUCUGAUUCACUAGUUUAGCACCAGAAUUGUCACAACUAGCUACCUAUCAUAUGCACAGUUGUCCUGCAUUUCCAGAAUCUCAUCUACUAUCCCCAUUGAUCUCUGUGCCCCAUUACUCAGUAAGAUUAUCUCUGUGCCCCAUUACUCAGUAAGAUUAUCUCUGUUCCCCAUUACUCAGUAAGAUUAUCUCUGUGCCCCAUUACUCAGUAAGAUUAUCUCUGUGCCCCAUUACUCAGUAAGAUUAUCUCUGAUUAUCCCUGUGCCCCAUUACGCAGUAAGAUUAUCUCUGAUUAUCCCUGUGCCCCAUUACGCAGUAAGAUUAUCUCUGUGCCCCCAUUACUCAGAAAGAUUAUCUCUGUGCCCCAUUACUCAGUAAGAUUAUCUCUGAUUAUCCCUGUGCCCUAUUACUCAGUAAGAUUUUCCCUGUGCCCCAUUACUCAGUAAGAUUAUCUCUGAUUAUCCCUGUGCCCCAUUACGCAGUAAGAUUAUCCCUGUACCCCAUUACUCAGUAAGAUUCUCUGAUUAUCCCUGUGCCCCAUUACUCAGUAAGAUUAUCUGAUUAUCCCUGUGCCCCAUUACUCAGUAAGAUUAUCUCUGUGCCCCAUUACUCAGUAAGAUUAUCCCUGUGCCCCAUUACUCAGUAAGAUCCUCUGAUUAUCCCUGUGCCCCAUUACUCAGUAAGAUUAUCUCUGUGCCCCAUUACUCAGUAAGAUUAUCUCUGUGCCCCAUUACUCAGUAAGAUUUUCCCUAUGCCCCAUUACUCAGUAAGAUCCUCUGAUUAUCCCUGUGCCCUAUUACUCAGUAAGAUUAUCUCUGUGCCCCAUUACUCAGUAAGAUUAUCUCUGUGCCCCAUUACUCAGUAAGAUUUUCCCUGUGCCCCAUUACUCAGUAAGAUCCUCUGAUUAUCCCUGUGCCCCAUUACUCAGUAAGAUUAUCCCUGUGCCCCAUUACUCAGUAAGAUCCUCUGAUUAUCCCUGUGCCCCAUUACUCAGUAAGAUUAUCUCUGUGCCCCAUUACGCAGUAAGAUUAUCCCUGUGCCCCAUUACUCAGUAAGAUUAUCCCUGUGCCCCAUUACUCAGUAAGAUUAUCUCUGUGCCCCAUUACUCAGUAAGAUUAUGCCUGUGCCCCAUUACUCAGUAGGAUUCUCUGAUUAUCCCUGUGCCCCAUUACUCAGUAAGAUUAUCUCUGUGCCCCAUUACUCAGUAAGAUUUUCCCUGUGCCCCAUUACUCAGUAAGAUCCUCUGAUUAUCCCUGUGCCCCAUUACUCAGUAAGAUUAUCUCUGUGCCCCAUUACUCAGUAAGAUUAUCUCUGUGCCCCAUUACUCAGUAAGAUUUUCCCUGUGCCCCAUUACUCAGUAAGAUCCUCUGAUUAUCCCUGUGCCCCAUUACUCAGUAAGAUUAUCCCUGUGCCCCAUUACUCAGUAAGAUCCUCUGAUUAUCCCUGUGCCCCAUUACUCAGUAAGAUUAUCUCUGUGCCCCAUUACUCAGUAAGAUUAUCCCUGUGCCCCAUUACUCAGUAAGAUUAUCCCUGUGCCCCAUUACUCAGUAAGAUUAUCUCUGUGCCCCAUUACUCAGUAAGAUUAUGCCUGUGCCCCAUUACUCAGUAGGAUUCUCUGAUUAUCCCUGUGCCCCAUUACUCAGUAAGAUUAUCUCUGUGCCCCAUUACUCAGUAAGAUUAUCCCUGUGCCCCAUUACUCAGUAAGAUCCUCUGAUUAUCCCUGUGCCCCAUUACUCAGUAAGAUUAUCUCUGUGCCCCAUUACUCAGUAAGAUUAUCUCUGUGCCCCAUUACUCAGUAAGAUUUUCCCUGUGCCCCAUUACUCAGUAAGAUCCUCUGAUUAUCCCUGUGCCCUAUUACUCAGUAAGAUUAUCUCUGUGCCCCAUUACUCAGUAAGAUUAUCUCUGUGCCCCAUUACUCAGUAAGAUUUUCCCUGUGCCCCAUUACUCAGUAAGAUCCUCUGAUUAUCCCUGUGCCCCAUUACUCAGUAAGAUUAUCCCUGUGCCCCAUUACUCAGUAAGAUCCUCUGAUUAUCCCUGUGCCCCAUUACUCAGUAAGAUUAUCUCUGUGCCCCAUUACUCAGUAAGAUUAUCUCUGUGCCCCAUUACUCAGUAAGAUCCUCUGAUUAUCCCUGUGCCCCAUUACUCAGUAAGAUUAUCUCUGUGCCCCAUUACUCAGUAAGAUUAUCUCUGUGCCCCAUUACUCAGUAAGAUCCUCUGAUUAUCCCUGUGCCCCAUUACUCAGUAAGAUUAUCCCUGUGCCCCAUUACUCAGUAAGAUCCUCUGAUUAUCCCUGUGCCCCAUUACUCAGUAAGAUUAUCUCUGUGCCCCAUUACGCAGUAAGAUUAUCCCUGUGCCCCAUUACUCAGUAAGAUUAUCCCUGUGCCCCAUUACUCAGUAAGAUUAUCUCUGUGCCCCAUUACUCAGUAAGAUUAUGCCUGUGCCCCAUUACUCAGUAAGAUUAAGCAGCCUGCCAGUGUUGCCAAUAAACUCAGGGUGAUAUGGGGACUGUGGAGUGUCCAUGCAUGUCCUUGAAGCCUCUUGAGCCUGUGAACACCACUCUCUCUGCCCCUGUACCGUCUGGUUCCCUUUCAAAGCACCUCUUGUUACUGAGCUGAGCAGUGUCUCAUUGACUGUUCCCCUCCACUACCAAGGGAACUGCUCUAGACAGCCUUCUGAGAGGUACACUGUUCAUGUUUGCCUUAGCCAGUUUGGCUCUCUCAUCUCAGAGGUUCAAAAGAGGCCAGCUGAGAGCUCUAACAAAAUCCCCAUCUUGCCUGAAUGCGGCCAUGCAUCAUGGUAGGGCUCCACUGACUCCAUAUUUGCCCACUUUGCAGCUUCUGUAAAGCGUAGAUAGUAUUAGUAUACCAUGUCAGUAUUGGUGUUACUUUAUAUUUGCACUUUAUCAGAGCAUAGUGCAUUAAGUAUCCGUCGAUAUGAAACAGGUUGCAAUGUACUGUAAACCAUUACCAGGGAUUUUAUUCAUGUUGCGACCUCAAAAUAUUGGUUAAAAUAUUAAAUACGGUAAAAUGUACAUAACUCGUACAAAUGUGUGCAUAUUGAUUCGGAAAUGUAUUGCUCAAAGCCAUGAUGAAUGUACAGUAUAUGUAGAGAUCAGUCUCUGACCAUGGUCUUGAGGAACCAUAACGGUUGGUUUUCAUAGUACCUCAAGUGAAAUUGUUCAAUCUAAAGCAAGCUCAUCACAGACCUGUUGGUUACCAAACUGGAGCAUGGUGCUGAUAUUGUGUUACAGUAGUUCUUUUCAGCAUUGGUUCUUCUCUGUUCUGAGUGAAAGUCCUUCAAGCAAGUGUAAUCUGUAUGCAUGUUGAGAGGCUGAAGUGUUACGUAUGAGUGAAAUAGACUCGAGUGCUGAGAACCUCAAUUUUCAGCUAUUUUGUUUAAAAGGUAGUUGACUUGGAGAGAUAGUUGACAAUAGACACUAUUGUAAAAAGUACUGUGUGAUAAGUUUCCUGUUCAAUAUGUCAUAGUGAAACUAAAAGUAAACAUGUUUUAUAUGCAGUCCUUAUUUAAAAACUAGAGAUGUGUGGAUUUCUAUUGUGCUUUUUUUUUUAUAGUUCAUAAUUUUCAACAUGGUCCGAGGAUGUGUUCAUUUAUAAAAAUUAAUAAAA